Messenger RNA from Fusarium sp. VM40, 546 nucleotides. The record is from the annotation of a GenBank genome assembly. Lineage: Eukaryota; Fungi; Ascomycota; Sordariomycetes; Hypocreales; Nectriaceae.
AUGCUGUCAAUUCUGAGAAAAGCUCGACUCAAGGACAAGGAGAUGCGGAUUCUGAUGCUUGGACUCGACAAUGCGGGAAAGACGACGAUUGUCAAGAAGGUUAUGGGAGAAGAUGUCAACACAGUGAGCCCAACGUUGGGCUUCAUCAUCAAGACGAUUGACUACGAGGGGUACAAAUUGAACAUAUGGGAUGUGGGUGGCCAGAAGACGUUACGGUCAUACUGGAGAAACUACUUCGAAAAGACAGAUGCAUUGAUAUGGGUUGUCGACGCAACGGACCGUAUACGAAUCCAGGACUGCAGAGACGAGCUCCAAGGGCUUCUCCUACAAGAGCGUCUUGCAGGGGCAACUCUGUUAGUGUUUGCGAACAAGACUGAUGUUGAGGGAUGCAUGACAAAGGAAGAGAUCCUCUCGGAACUACAGUUGGAGUCGAUACGAUCACAUCGCUGGCACAUCCUGCCAUGUAGCGCCAUCACCGGCACUAAUCUCAAGGAGGGACUAUCAUGGGUAGUGGAGGACGCAAAGAGAAGGUUGUUCCUCUACUAA